CGGCACAAAAGGACUAUCAAAGGAGUGGCAUAAGCGCUGUGCGCCUUAUAAGCUUGUUGACAUGCAAUGUACCUCGUACUCGGAGAAAGGUGGAUUCAAUCCAUUGCCAACUUCAACUACCAAUAAAGUCCCGGCGUAUAACUAUAGAUAUGGGGAACAAGCGAAGACUCGCCGGUUACUACUAGCAGUUCUGAAACUAGCUACAUGUCUCUGCCUUGCAUCAUGGGUUUAUCGUUUCGCCCUCCCCGGCCCUGCUGCUCAACCACUCCCGUCGAAGUAUUCUGGAGCCUUGCAGGAUGACCCCGCAUCCGAGUUCGCAGAUGAUGACUUCCCUCUGCGUGCACAUGAGCCUUGGGACAUUUCUGUGGACUUCCCCUACCCGCGCACGUUAUCUUACGAGGUGACAGAAGGAACAUGGCUGCGACUCGACGUGCAUCCUAUCAAUGGGGAUAUCGUGUUUGACAUGGCAGGGGAUCUAUACUGCCUGCCGGCUGACGCAUAUUUGGGGGCUGCUGGAAAAGUAGGAGGAAGGACAGAAGCAGUGCCAGUGCUCACAGGUGUCCCGCAUGAUGCGAAUCCUCGGUUCUCGCCUGAAGGUGACAGACUUGCAUUCCAGAGCGACGCGGGGCUAGGCGCUGAUAAUCUGUGGGUGAUGCCCUGGGCAACUGAAGGGUGCACGGCCAUGGACGUCCGCGCGCAUGUUAAUUCAUCACACGAGCUCGAGUUGAAGAUCCAGGACGAGGAGCUGCUUGCAGGGGGUAUCAAGGAGACCAGUGAGAGGAAACUGAGAUCGACAAGGGAGGGGAGGGUAGACGCGCAACGUAUCACGAAUGAGACGUACAACUGGGUGUCUGACCCGCGCUGGCAUCCUGCAGGGGAUAAGGUCGUCGCAACAAAAUGGUACUAUUCUUCACGCUCACUCGGGGCUGGCGAAGGAUGGGAGUUCCCCGUUCCUCCCAUCAACACCAAGUCGCAGGUUGAGGCAGGCGCUGGCAAGCGUUUGGUAUCAAAGAGCCUGCCUAUGGGGUGGAAAAAGGCAGAUUAUGUAGAGCAGCAGAUUGGACAUGAACAGUUCAUAUGGGCGGGCAACGAUGUGCUUAUUUAUGCUGGUAAUGUGAGAGAUGUGGAUGGGAGUUACACGUAUUCCAAAGACGUCCAUCAGGGUAUCUACUCAAUCUUCCGGCGCAACUUAACAACGGGCGUGGAGGAGACGCUCGUUGACGCAUUCCCUGGUGGUGCUAGCCGGCCUACACUCUCGCGUGAUGGAGGCACCCUUGCGUUUGUGCGCCGUGUGAGGGACAAAGAAGCACUCGUCCUCAAGGAUCUCAACACGGGCACCCUACACCAUAUAUGGCACGGCCUCACCUACGACCUCUCGACAAUCUACGCACCGACGGGUACUUACCCAUCCUUCGCAUUUACGCCCUCUUCGUUCUCGCCGGGCAUUGUUAUCUGGGCUGCCGGGAAAAUCUGGCAUGUCCCAUUGGCGCGCAAUGGAGAGGGGGAACUUGUUGCCGCGACUAAAGCCACCAACAAUGCAGACCUCACGCCAAAGGUGAUCCCGUUCACAGCACACAUCUCGAAGAAGCUUGCAGAAACGCGGCGUGUGAAGACUGAUGUGCGCAAGUUUGAAUCAGGCCCGCAGCGCAUACGUGCAUUUACCCAGCUUGCAUUGGAUGAAACUGGCAACCGUGCGGUAUUUGCAAGCGCGGGACAGACGUGGGUGAAGAUGCUUCAAGGAUCGCUCAUCAACCCCGCUACGUUAGACCCCAUCGAUGAUGCGAAUUUCCUGGGUACAAAGCCUCCCCGGGGUAUUCCUCACCUGCAUCCCUCUGCAGGCUACUACUCACCUUCCUUCAUUCCUGCUUCCUCCUUCGCCUUGCACGCACGCUGGGACAACUUGCAUUUCUCGUCCCUUGAGCUGUCAGAUCUGGAGAGCGGGCAGGUUUGGGAAAUCGUCGGACUCCCAAAGGGGCGGUGGUUUGGUGCUGUUGUAAGUGGAGCUGCGGAAAACGGCGUGCGAACAAUGGUGCUGGUGAAGACGGGUGGGGAUGUGUUGACCGGAAACGUGGUGGCCACUGCACAAACGGGAGUCUGGGUCGGGAAGAUCGCGCUCCCAUCCCUAUCUCUCUCCACAGACACGGUGACAUUGAACAACCUGCGUCAUGUCCCAAGUAGUAUCGACCCCUCCGAUGUCGUCAAGUUAUCAUUCGUGGAAGGCGAGGCUAGUGAAGCGCUCGUGCAGCAAUCUGACCGCGUACUUCGGCUUUCCUUGCAUGACGGUGCUGAGCAGGUGGUUGCCCAGGGGAAGGGAACAGAUGAGCUUAUUUUCUCCCCAUCCGGAUCCGUGCCCUCAAAAUCCUCAAGACGAGCUGGACGCAACCGAGCGGUAGGGGGUGCAGCAUUUGUCAGCCUCUAUCACGUAUAUUACGCCCUACCUUCCUCAGUGAACCCUGAAAAUGAGAUGUGGGCUAAGCCGGGGAAGGCACCGAAGGACUUGGCGCGUUUGAGUGGGGACGGUGGGCAUGAUGUCGUAUUUAGCGGGGACGGAAGUGUGAUCGGGUGGUUCCUCGGUCCAUACCUCCACACCCUCCCACUCUCCCGCCUUCCCUCAUGCGAGGACGCAAUCGGAGCUGACGCAUCUACCUUUGGGAUCGACUGCGUCCGGGACUUGCUGGAUGUCACAGCAGUGGAUGUCGCUUAUACUCCUGAUGUUCAAAGGUUGUCCAGCGAGGCGCGCCAGUCAAUGGCGGACGGGGCACAGGGAUCAAUGCAAGGACAUGCAGCAUGGAGCAACGCUGACGUGGUAAUCAUCCAAAAUGCAACAGUCCUGAGCAUGGAAAACGGCGUGCUCACGCAGGACUUGAGGCCAGGCGCGAGCGUUGUGAUUCGGAGCGGAGUGGUGGAGGCUGUUGGUGGCCCUGAUGUCGGUGAAGAACUGGUGGGGGCGUUCAUAAUCAACGCUGAGGGCGGGUACGUCGUCCCUGGUUUCAUCGACGCACACGCGCACUGGAGUGGCACAGAAGACAAGUACCCAGCGACGUCCUGGGAGAUGCAGACAUUCCUUGCGUAUGGCGUGACUACACUACACAACCCAAGUCUACAUAACUCCCUCGGCUACGUCGAGCGCGGACGUAUCGAGUCUGGACUCAUGGCUGGCCCGCGGCUCUUCCAUACCGGCACGGUCAUAUAUGGCGCAUCCGACUACAGCAUCCAUCAAGACAUUGCAAGCAUGCGCGAGGCACGUGAAGCACUCGUAAGGAUCAAGGCUGAGGCCGGAGAUGCAAGUUGGAGCUAUAAGAACUACAAUUUGCCGACGAGGGCUGCCAGGCAACGGUUAUUGACAGCUUCGCGUGAGCUUGGGAUGUUGUGUGUACCUGAAGGCGGGAUGAACUAUGAUUGGGAUUUGACAUAUAUUGUGGAUGGGAUGACCACGAUCGAGCACAAUAUUCCUGUGUCGACGCUAUAUGACGAUAUCCUCACACUCUACACGAUGAGCGGGACUGGAUCUACUCCGACACAUGUCGUCGAUUAUGGGGGCAUGUCCGGGGAGGAAUAUCUCUGGGCAACUGAGGACAUCCCGAACGACCCCAAACUCCGCACGCACACACGGCACGACAUUCUCGAAGGGCUCUCGGAGAGUACAAGCCGGCCGUUCAAUUCGAUGGCGCUAUGGAAUGUUUCUGCAUCUGUUGCGAAUAUGGUGCACCGAGGACUGCGCGCCCAUAUCGGAGCGCAUGGCGAGCCGCCUCUUGGACUCAUGUACCACCAGGAGAUGUUCUACGCCAAAUCAGGCGGGCUGAGCAAUUACGAGGUAAUUCGCGCAGCCACCGCUGAUGCCGCAAUCACUUUCGGCCUAUUCGACAGCCUCGGGUCCAUCUCGACGGGUAAACUUGCAGACCUCAUCAUUUUCCCGCCCGGUUUUGACCUGUUGCAAGACGAUAUCCGCCACACGCGGAAUAUCAGGUAUGUGAUGCGUGGUGGGCGGGUAUGGGAUGCAGGGACGAUGGAGGAGAUUUGGCCCAUCAAGAGGAAGCAGGUACUUCCGCCGUUCAAUGCGGAGUAGGAGCCUGAACAGAAUAUGCCUUUGUGUACUACUAUGUCAGUGGAACUUGGAUUACA
Molecule: messenger RNA, 4122 nt
Organism: Suillus paluster
Lineage: Eukaryota; Fungi; Basidiomycota; Agaricomycetes; Boletales; Suillaceae
Exons: 12
Coding region: 62-4066 (1334 amino acids)
Molecular function (GO): hydrolase activity, acting on carbon-nitrogen (but not peptide) bonds
Source: RefSeq, a predicted model, not a curated record